Messenger RNA from Effrenium voratum, 1857 nucleotides. The record is from the annotation of a GenBank genome assembly. Lineage: Eukaryota; Dinophyceae; Suessiales; Symbiodiniaceae.
UGGUGCUUCUCUUCUCCCGCUCAGUGGCGGCAGCUCGGUCCUGGGUGGUUUUGGUUUUGAGAUGUCCCUGCGCGCGGGUCCGCGCCUGCCCCUGGGCGCUUUGGGCGCUCCGGGCACGUUGGGCGCUGCGGGCGCUGGCGCUCGGCGCAUCUCCGCCCCGCGACCGGAGCCAAACGUCGGGUCCAGUUCGACGAAGGUUGCAGGAGCAGGCGCCUUCGGGCUCGGCCUGGCCUUCGCCUUCCGGCGCUCCGCGAGGAGCUCGGCUCCGGUCGUGCGGCGCGGCACGGCGGCCGCGCAGGUGGGCGAUGCGGAGACGCCCUCCAACGCCAUCGAGGAGUGGCUCCUGACUUUGGAGCUGCCCACGCCUUUGAAGCCGAUUCUGGGCUCCUCCGCCUGGGCCUCCUUCGCGGCGUCCCUGGUGCAGAUGUUCGUGGUGGCAGGCCUGGCGGCCUUGGGCACGCUCAUCGAGCAGGGAGAGUCCCCAGCCUUCUACGCUCAGAAGUACCCUGAGAGCUCGGGGGUGCUGCUGAUGCUGGGCUUCGACCACAUGUACAGCUGCCCGAUCUUCCUGGUGCUGCUGGUUUGGCUCGCGGCCUCGCUGAUCGCGUGCACGGCGACCACGCAGCUGCCGCUGGCGAAGCGCGCGCAGCGCUUCACCUUCCACUCCUCGGAGGCCAUGAAGCGACGAGGUAGCUUCCUGAUGCGUGUCAACUGCCCCGCGAGCGAGGCCGCUGAGGCGGCGGAGGUGGGUACGGGCGCCCGCCUGCUGCGGCUGCGGGAAGAGUUGCAGCGCCGGGGGUUCGUGGUGCGCUCGGACCAGGAGGCAAACCCUGGCCAGCUGGCAGCCUCCAGGGGUUUGCUGGGCAAAUUCGCGCCCAUGGCGGUGCACCUGGCGCUGCUGCUGAGUCUGCUGGGGAACACCGUGGGCCUCGUCUUCGGCGCCUCCAGCGAGGUGCUCAUCGAGGAGGGCGGCUACGCGGACGUGGGCCAGGUGUUGGACGGCGGCCGCCGGAUCAAGGGGGCCUUGAGCAAUCUGAGCCCCAACAAGGGGCUCAUGGAUGCCACCAACGUCAAGGUGGAAGACUUCCGAAUCGAGUACAAAGAUGAUGGGACCAUCGAUCAGUUCUAUUCCAAGCUCGCAAUCGAAGAUGCCAAAACGAAUGAGCGACUCUACAGCGAUGAGAUUUACGUGAACAAGCCGCUCCGGUACGGAGGGGCCACGAUUUACCAGGCGGACUGGGGCAUCGACCGGAUGCAGAUGUACCUGAACGGAUAUCCCAUCGUGGUGCCCUGCAAAGCUCUGCCCGUGGAGGACGGCGAGCGCUCGUGGGCGGCGUUCCUGCCACUGGAGCUGGUCGCUGCCAAGGACCCGACGACUGUGAAGCAGAUCGCCAAGCCCAAAGAGGGUAUCGUCAUGGUCCUGAACAACAUGCGCAACGUGCAGGUCUACGGCUCAGACAAGACCCUGGCGGGCGUGCUGCGGUCGCCCCAGGCCAAGGUGGAGAAAAAGAUGGAAGGCAUGCCGAUCCAGUUCGGUGAGGAGAUCUCCGUGGAGGGCAGCCAGCUGCGCCUGGACCGCAUCGUGGGCUCCACCGGCCUCAUCGUCAAGAACGAUCCCGGCGUGCCGCUGGUGUACGCAGGCUACGCCUUGCUGAUGCCGGCCACCCUCCUCAGCGUGCUGCCAUUUGUGCAGGUCUGGGCGGCCAUCAACAAGGAUGACCAGACCCAGAUUCUGGUCACCGGACGCGCAAACCGCAACCAGCUGUCGUUCGAGGACGAGGUGAAGGCUGCAGUAUUUUCGGUUGCCAACUGAGUGCGCAAGCGAACGCGCAACCCGCGAGUAAGGCUGCGCAAAGC